GGGAACGGAGCGCGCAGCCAUGGGCGCCGCGGCACUGGCCACGCUGGGGUGGGCGACGCUGGGGUGGGUGACGCUGGGGUGGAUGCACGCCGGGGUAGACGGAAGGACGCCCGCCGUCUAUACGAUGAACGUCAUUCUCAUCGUGGAUAACAACACCGCGUGGUCGAUGAACACCGUUCGUCCCGCCAUCGAGCUCGCCAUGGAUGACGUGAACACGAGACUGUUAGCAGGCACGGGCGUCAGGCUCAACGCAACGUUUGACUGCUACAGCUCCGAGUGGCUGGAGAGCAAAGCCUCGAGCUGCGAGGACACGGACUGCGAGGCCAGGGAGCUGGUCAAGGCGCUCAAGGCCAACGAUCAGCUGGGAUGCGUGAUCGUGGGCCCGUCCUGCCAGUACUCCUCCUACUCCCUUCUCAGGUCCCAGAGCGUGUUCAAUCGGCCCGUGAUCGCGGCAGGCAGCUUCGGGCUAUCCACUACCUACAGCGCCAUCCUGAGCCGCACGCUCGUGCCUGCCACCAAGAUUUCGACGAUGCUCACGCGCCUGUGGGCGCACGCGGACGCGCGCAAGCAGUUCGCCUGGCGCACGGCCAUUGUCUUCACCGAGGGCAACAACGACGCCAACGUCUGCUUCUGGUACCUGCAGGCCCUGCUCGAGAACGUGCAGGGGCCCCUGGGUCAGAAUUUCAUGUCGCUGCGCGGGCUGCUCGGCAAGGAUCACGUCCUGGCGCUCGACACGUUCGCGCGCUUCAACACGACGCUCAGCGGGACGCGGCACAGCAACGUGAUCAUCAUGUGCGCCAGCCUGACCCGGGCGGAGGAGGUCAUCAAGGGACUCGGGCACUUGUCUGCGGACACGCGCGAGCAACUGGUGUUCGUGGUGAUCGACCUGUUUGGCCUGGACUACUAUAAGACGUACGAGAACCACAGCUCGGCGCUGGAGCGAGCGCUCAUCGUGACGCUGCCCGAGAGGCAGGCCACAGCCUUCGGCGAGAAAUUCAACCUCACCAGCAACCACUUCGUGGUGGGCUACUACGACAGCGUGCUGCUGUAUGGCUCGGUGCUGCGCAGGGGCCUUCAGCAGGGCAGCUACUCGUGCAGCAGCGCGGACGCUCACAGUUUUCGAAAUCUGCACUUCCAAGGCCUGGAGGAGGAAAUCUAUCUCGAUGAGAACGGCGACCGGGACACGAAUAUUAAGAUCCUCAACCUCCGCGGCAACAAGUUUGAGGAGGUGUGGGACUACUCCACGGGCCUGGGCACCUUCCUCCUGGCAGAAGAACCGCCGAAGAUGAUGGAGGUGGUGAAGAUCGCGCUGGUGGCCGUGUGCAGCCUCCUUUUCCUGCUCUUUCUCGGAUUCAUCAUCAUGUGGAGGUGA
This is a messenger RNA of Lethenteron reissneri (Far Eastern brook lamprey), 1372 nucleotides long. RefSeq names its product guanylyl cyclase C-like. Lineage: Eukaryota; Metazoa; Chordata; Hyperoartia; Petromyzontiformes; Petromyzontidae. Gene Ontology annotation, molecular function: signaling receptor activity; peptide hormone binding. Gene Ontology annotation, biological process: signal transduction. Gene Ontology annotation, cellular component: membrane. The record is from RefSeq and is a predicted model, not a curated record.